This is a messenger RNA of Oppiella nova, 1691 nucleotides long. Lineage: Eukaryota; Metazoa; Arthropoda; Arachnida; Sarcoptiformes; Oppiidae. The record is from the annotation of a GenBank genome assembly.
ACUGAGUGUUGCGUUCACUGCAGAGCCAACACAUAACACAUGACUUUGUGAUUGCUUCGGCAAUGACUCAUUGUUUUGGCAAACAUUGUCUCAAAUGUGAGUGUUUUGUGUUUCAUUGCAUUCACUGAUUAUUGAGUUAACAGUUAUCACCACAUCUGCCACAGUCUUCACCACAUCUACCACUCGUCAGACAGUGUGUCGACACUCACUCCCAAGACAUGAAUCCGUCCGACAGACACACCAUUCAGACAAAUAUGGAUUUGUUGUGCAAAGACAUUGAUUUGAAUCAAAAUCUCUUGAAUCAGUUGAUCAACAAAAAUGUGUUCACACCACAGAUGAUACAGGACUUCAUGUCUUCACCACAUCUACCACUCGUCAGACAGUGUGUCGACACUCACUCCCAAGACAUGAAUCCGUCCGACAGACACACCAUUCAGACAAAUAUGGAUUUGUUGUGCAAAGACAUUGAUUUGAAUCAAAAUCUCUUGAAUCAGUUGAUCAACAAAAAUGUGUUCACACCACAGAUGAUACAGGACUUCAUGGUGGUGGUCGUGGACCAGAUGGACGCACAGACGUAUGAGGACGAAAGGGAUCGCAAGAAACGCUUUCUAUCGGAUUUGUGUCGACGCGGACCCGAAGCCUACAACCUGUUUGCGGAGGUGCUCUACGGUGUGGAUCAGUUGGCGGCCGCAGCCAUACUCAGACCCAAGGUAUUCGAGAGCGGCUUAAGUCAGCAGCAGAUGAUUGAGGACAUCACGAAUACACCGCUCGAUGAGACGGUCGAUGUGUUUCCCGUGGGCGGCGAUGCGAGCGAUCGCACCCUUCACAGCCCCAGUACUGUGGCCUCCAUUGAGACGCAAGAGUUUAUGAUAAAUGUCAAGAAAUGCAAGAAAGAGAUGAAAGGCAAAAACAUAUACCGCAUGAACGCCGACCCCCGCGGCUAUUGUCUUAUAUUCAAUACAUUCAAGUUUCUCAACGACUGCUUCCCCAUCCGUCACGGCUCGGAGACCGAGGCCAACCGUUUGGCCGAUGUGUUCACUCAAUUGCACUUCACGGUUGAGAUCAAGACUAAUGAGUCCAAAGAGGACAUGGAGGCCACGCUUAAGCAGUACUCGAAGAAGCCGGUGCUCGCACGACACGACGCCCUCAUUCUGAUAGUGCUAUCGCACGGACAGUCCGGUUAUGUCGUCACCGCCGACGGACUGUCCAUUCACUUCAAUGACAUAAUAAAGCGGUUCAACAACGAGAACAGUCCUCAUCUCAUAAACAAACCCAAACUCUUUUUCUUUAAUUGUUGUCGCGGAGACGCUCACGAUUUGGGGCCAAAGUUUGUUUUAGAGGACACCGAGGAUGCCGUCAGUGAUGCCAAGAGUUUUGACACACGAAAAGUGCCUCUCAAUGGAGAUAUGAUGAUCUGCUACUCCACUAUUGACGGCUACGUCUCGUGGCGUAAUGAGCACACGGGCUCCUGGUUUGGGACAGCCCUGUGUCAGGCGCUUAUGAAACACUCGCACUCCUAUGAGUUGCACCAAAUCCUCACUUAUACCUCGAAUUUGGUGAACAAUAAGACGACAACCGAUGGCGAGAAGCAAGUGAUGGAACACUCCUACCGCGGAUGGAAAAACUGUUUUUAUUUUAACCCCGGCGUCGCUGAGUCCCGAGGCUCUCCCCUUAGUCCCAACUGAUCACAA